UCUCUUCCUGUUUAUCGAUUCAGCGGUGAAGUUUUCUCUUUUUUACUCCAGAUAUAUUGAUGAAAAAAAUAUUAAUCAGGACGGGAAAGACAGAACUUCAACGACAAUAGACAAACAUUUCGUUUCGUAAACAGUUUGAUUAUCUCCUCUUUCUUUUUUCAACGGAUGCUCACUAACUACGUUUCCAAGUGCAACCAGUUAUCAUGGACGAUUCAGCAGAGCGAUUUUUAAAACGUAAUCCGAAUGUGUCAUUCCCAAUGCCGGAAGCUAUUUUAGACAUGAAAACAUGAGAAAAAUAACAACCCUUUCUAGGUGAUUUUAGUCUAGCUAAAAUCAACGUUCACUUAAAGUGUCCGUCUUUACCACCCUUCCCCUAAAUGAUUAUGUUUCAUGACUCAAAUCUUCGUUAACCGCUGCAGACAGCUCCUACUGUAUUGAUAAUAGCAAGAGAUAAGUCGACUAACGGACAGCGCCAUUCACAAUGCGCAUUUCGGAGGUAUUCUUCACACAAUAUUUGAUUUUGCUCAUCUUGGUUAUCCCGUUUGUUCAAAAUGGGCCUCAAAUUCCGGCUAAAAAGUACCACAUCCCUAGCAUACGUGCCAAUUGGUUUAAAGCUUAUGAAUUCUGCAACUCGAUCGGGAUGCAGCUGGUGACGAUCCGUUCUCGGGAGGAAAAUGAUGCUGUAGGGAGUUUCAUCGAAGGAACCGAUAAGUUUAAUCCCAUCGCUUCCUUUCUUUGGAUUGGCGGAAGUGAUCUGGCCGAGGAAGGUGUAUUCUCGUGGAUGGCCACCGCACAGCUACUGACCUUCACUAAUUUUUAUUCCGGGGAGCCAAGCAAUGCGAACGGAGGAGAAGAUUGCCUGCAUCUUGUGUACCUCCCUUCGAUGGAAUUGCGAUGGAAGUGGAACGAUAAUAAUUGCAAAAACAAUUCUCUACAUUUUGUCUGCGAGAAUACAUCGUUGGAUUGUGUGACAUUUUUUUAAACGAUAUGUGUGCAACUUUGAUUUGCUUGUUAUUGCUUUGUAGAGCUUGAAAAUGAUACGAAAUAUGUAGAAAUAAAUACAUCGCAUAGAAGCCUAAUUGUUGUGAAGUUUUACGUUCAAUAUAUUGACGUAGGACUACGUCUUUAAUUUCUA
Molecule: messenger RNA, 1135 nt
Organism: Toxorhynchites rutilus septentrionalis
Lineage: Eukaryota; Metazoa; Arthropoda; Insecta; Diptera; Culicidae
Product: C-type lectin 37Da-like
Exons: 2
Coding region: 482-982 (166 amino acids)
Source: RefSeq, a predicted model, not a curated record